AUGGAUGGGGAUCUGAAAAACAGCUCUUUUAACAAUUCGACGGAGAACCCGCCAUUUGAAUUCAACGACUACACCCAGAGAGUCAUAGUGGCCAUCAUGUUUCUGAUCGUGAUCCUGCUUGGAACCGUGGGCAACAGUCUGGUUAUCCUGGCCGUGAUUUUGUCCAAGAAACUCCGUACCACCACCAACGCCUUUGUGGUGAACCUAGGCGUAGCGGACUUGUCAACUUGUCUUGUUCUCCCGUGGUCGGUCGUUGCGAUGCUCGGCACGAACGGCUUGCCAGUCGGUGAGUGGGUGUGCAGCGUGACUGCCGUGGUACAGGCUACAGCUAUUGGAUGCAGUAUGUACACCCUGGCAUUCAUCGCACUGCAACGCCUACUGCUGAUCAAAAGGCCCAUGACCACCUAUCGAGACAUCUACACACCGAGGAAGAUUGCCUUGUGGCUGGCAGUGGCUUGGUUUAUCCCGCUGCUUGUCACCCUCAUCCCACCACUUGCAGACGUGGGUGCGGUAGGAUACAAUAAGAAAUACCAUCUCUGUGGAUUUUUGUCUGACCAUCCCCGCUCCAAUGACUACGAUUUCAUCAUAGCUAUUGGGUUAUACCCUCUCCCUCUCAUAACCAUCAUUGUCUGUUAUAUUCUCAUCUGGAAGCAUCUCCACGAUCACGCUAAGAAGGUGACUGCUCCUGAAUCCUCUGCCAAGCUGAUGACUGCCCACAUGACUGUGGUGUCAGAAUCAGUAGCUACCGUGAAUAGUAGCCAGGCAUCCACAUCUACACAAGGAACCCUCUGCAAAUCCCAGAUGAGUCGCCAUAUGACCGAGAUCACCAAGAACAUGUUCUAUAUCGUCUGUGCCUUCAUGUUUUCCCUGACUCCGUAUGCCAUCUGCCUGUUCUAUGACGACAGCGACCCGUUCCUACCCUACGCCUUGGCGAUCCUGCUCUUCAACAGUUGCGUCAAUCCACUCAUCUACGCCACCAAACACCGUGACUUUAAGACCGUCUUCCGUUGCAUCCUGCGCCGCAAGUGGGAGGACAUCCCAGAACCCUCGGAUUUCCUGAAGACGCUGAUAUCGGGUGAAGUGACAUUCUGUGGAGCAUUUGGGAUAUGA
This is a messenger RNA of Patiria miniata (bat star), 1110 nucleotides long. RefSeq names its product alpha-1D adrenergic receptor-like. Gene Ontology annotation, cellular component: membrane. Gene Ontology annotation, molecular function: G protein-coupled receptor activity. Lineage: Eukaryota; Metazoa; Echinodermata; Asteroidea; Valvatida; Asterinidae. Gene Ontology annotation, biological process: G protein-coupled receptor signaling pathway. Bases 1 to 1110 code for a protein of 369 amino acids. The record is from RefSeq and is a predicted model, not a curated record. The transcript has a single exon.